AUGGCCAGCCGCCUGACCUGCUGCCUCCUCCUGUGGGCCUUGGGCCACGGGGGCUGCCGCUCGCCCAGGGGGGAGGGCGCCGGCAGCCUACCCGCCUGCCCCGUCCCGCCGCCGGCCGCCCGGGACUCGUCCUCUACCGGCCGCGGCCCCCGAGGAGACCCUCUGGCGUCCCCGGCGCUGGGCAGCGUUGCUCAGGACAUGGUAGCUGUCCACAUGCUUAAGCUCUACGAGAAAUACAACCGGGAAGAGAGCCGGCCCGGCGACGGCAACACGGUCCGCAGCUUCAAAGCCAGCCCGGAAUUCUUGGCCCAGAAGCCCCUGUACUGCUUUAAUCUGACAUCCAUGCAGGAUUCAGAGGUGAUCCUUGCUGCAAAUUUUCACUUCUAUGCUGACAAACACCCUCGGCACCGGGAAGUGUUUUGUAAGCAGUCCAAGAACUCGUCUUGCCGCCUCCUUCACCUGCCUCUGAUCCUGCGUCUCAACCUCAUUUUUCAAAGCAUUAACCAGAGUUCUGCCUAUGGACUAGUGAAAGGGAACAUCACCGUGUUUCUUCAAAGACGAGGAGUUUGGCAUACAAAGGACAUUACACCCAUCAUAAAAGAAUCAAAACGAGCUGGAGAGCUCAUUCUCUGUGCUGAGAUUGAUUCUGGGAAGAAACACCAGGGCUUCCCUGAACAGAUCACCAAUCAUUUACCUUAUAUACUAGUUUAUGCCAAUGAUCUUGCAAUCUCUGAACCUAACAGUGUAUCAGUAACCCUACAGCGUUACGAUCCAUUCCAUUCCAAUGACGGUGACCCAAAUCUAUCGCCUAAUGCUUCUACUGAUACCCGAGUGCGAAGGGAUACAUACCUCUCUAGCUCUAUUCAGAACAAUGAGUUGCCAGAAGUAGAUUAUAACAACAAUAACUACAACAAACAUGACAUAUGGGAGAAUGCCUACAAGUCUUUGAAACCAAAAGCCUCACGCAAAGACCGAAGGAGAAAAGGGCAAGAAAAUACAGAAACAUUUACAAAUUCUCAGGUGCUAAAUUUUGAUGAAAAAACAAUGAAGAAAGCAAGGCGAAAACAAUGGAAUGAGCCAAGGAUUUGUUCAAGAAGAUACAUGAAAGUUGACUUUGCUGAUAUUGGCUGGAAUGAAUGGAUCAUAUCGCCCAAAUCAUUUGAUGCCUACUACUGUGCGGGGGUGUGUGAAUUUCCAAUGCCCAAGAUUGUCCGGCCAUCGAAUCAUGCUACGAUCCAGAGCAUUGUAAAAGCAGUAGGAAUCAUUCCUGGCAUCCCAGAACCCUGCUGCGUUCCUGACAAAAUGAGCUCACUCAGUGUCCUGUUCUUGGAUGAAAACAAAAACGUUGUUUUAAAGGUAUAUCCCAAUAUGUCGAUUGAAACCUGUGCCUGCCGAUAA
This is a messenger RNA of Colius striatus (speckled mousebird), 1398 nucleotides long. RefSeq names its product growth differentiation factor 10 (gene GDF10). Gene Ontology annotation, cellular component: extracellular region. NCBI's taxonomy places the organism in Eukaryota, Metazoa, Chordata, Aves, Coliiformes, Coliidae. The transcript has 3 exons. Gene Ontology annotation, molecular function: growth factor activity; cytokine activity. Bases 1 to 1398 code for a protein of 465 amino acids. Gene Ontology annotation, biological process: SMAD protein signal transduction; osteoblast differentiation; BMP signaling pathway. The record is from RefSeq and is a predicted model, not a curated record.